Molecule: messenger RNA, 981 nt
Organism: Oikopleura dioica
Lineage: Eukaryota; Metazoa; Chordata; Appendicularia; Copelata; Oikopleuridae
Source: the annotation of a GenBank genome assembly
AUGGUACAGAAGAAGAUAGGAACGCACAACGGUCAUUUUCACGCUGAUGAAGUUUUAGCUUGUGUUUUAUUGCGUCAAUUGCCAGAGUACAAGGAUGCCGAAAUCGUCCGUAGUCGUAACCCAGCCGAUCUCGAGCCCUGCGACAUCGUCGUCGACGUCGGAGCAGUAUUUGACCCCGAAAGACAACGAUUCGAUCACCAUCAACGAGAAUUCACCGAAACAAUGAAGUCGUUGAAGAUUCUCGACUACGAAACAAAGCUCAGUUCCGCCGGCCUCGUCUAUGCUUACUACGGAAAGGCUGUGAUAAGCGCCAUCACUGGGAUCCCGAAAGAAUCGCAAGAUAUGGCCGUUUUGUACGAAAAGAUGUACGCCAAAUUCGUUGAAGAGUACGACGGCAUUGACAAUGGUGUGAAUCAAUUUGACGGGGAACCGCGGUACCACAUUACUUCUACCGUUAGUGCCCGGGUCGGGCGAUGCAACCCUAGAUGGAAUGAAGAUCAGUCGCCAGCGGCGGAGCGCGCGGGCUUCGAGAAGGCGAUGCAAAUAGUAGAGGGCGAGUUGCGCGACGCGCUGGACGGGUACGUCAAGUCGUGGAUGCCUGCGCGGGCGAUCGUCAAGGAAGCGAUAGAAGAGCGUAAAAAGCACGACCCCGAGGGGAGAUUGUUGAAAUUCCCCAAGGGAGGACUCCCCUGGAAGUCACACUUGUUUGAGAUGGAGAAAGAAAUGAAGAUCGAAGGUCAAAUUCUUUACGUAGUUUAUCAAAGCAAGCCCGAGGACUGGCGAAUCCAGUGCGUAUCAGAAUCAGAGGGUAGCUUCAAAAACCGAAAGACACUGCCCGAAGCCUGGCUUGGAGUGCGCGAUCAAGCUCUAAAUGAGCUCACCGGAUUAUCCGACUGUACAUUUGUGCACGCAAACGGUUUCAUUGGCGGUGCCAAAUCCGAAGCUUCUGUUAUGAAGAUGGCCGAAAUGGCUCUUCAGUGA